AAACUAUUCUGGGAGAUUGGGGACAAAGACGAGUACAAGGCCAAAGGUGAAGUACUGCAGCCUACCUGGUACAACCUUUUGGAAAACCCUGAACGCUUCACAGGCUACAUAGGCGACUCGGCUGCAAAGGUAUGCACAUACGCUUACUAA
Molecule: messenger RNA, 150 nt
Organism: Sphaeroforma arctica JP610
Lineage: Eukaryota; Ichthyosporea; Ichthyophonida
Exons: 1
Source: RefSeq, a predicted model, not a curated record